CCAUCACUCCACCGAGCCACCCUUACCAUGAUCUCUGCCGCAGCCUGGAUCGCACGCGGCAAGGCGCGCCAGCACCCGGCCAAGUACGCCGUCGACGACGCCGAGCUGGCGCGUGUCGCGGCGCUGGCGAACCUGCAGUUCGACGACGCAAAGGCCACCCUGCAUGCCGCGCAGAUGCAGAUGGCCGGCGACGGGCCCGAGGGCGACUGGCGCGACGACGACGACGAGAGCGGCAGCGAGGCGGGCGACGCCGGCAUGGACGAUGCACCGGCAGUCGCGGCGGCCAAGCCCGACAGCAACGAUCCCGACGACCUCAGCCGCUACAACCUCGACACGUACGACGACGAGCCGGUCGCGUCGACGACGGGCCCGUUCAGCAACAUCAAGGGCCUGCAGUACUACCGCAACAACGACGAGGACCCGUACAUCACGCUCAAGGAUGACAACGCAGACGAGGAGGAGGAGCGGCAAGAGCUCGAGGUGCUGCCGUCGGACAACCUCAUCGUGUGUGCCAAGACCGAGGACGACGUGUCGCUGCUGGAGUGCUACGUGUAUGCGUCGGGCGACUCGAACCUCUACGUGCACCACGACCUCAUGCUGCCCUCGUUCCCGCUCGCGCUCGAGUGGCUCGACUACGCGCCCGCCGGCGGGCCCGCAGCCGCGGCAGACCAGAACAGCGCGCAGAAGCACGGCAACUACAUUGCCGUGGGCACGAUGGACCCGGAGAUUGAGGUGUGGAGCAUGGACACCGUCGAGGGCCUGUACCCGGAUGCCAUUCUCGGCAGCCGGGAACGGACAAAGGACCUGGGCACCCAGAUGAGCGGCACCGGCAAGAAGAAGCGGCGCAUCCCGAAGAAGCGCGUCGCCAAUGCAGACUACCACGUCGAUGCCGUGCUGGGCCUCUCGUGGAACCGCACAGCGCGCAACCUCCUCGCGUCUGCUAGUGCCGACUGCACUGUGAAGCUCUGGGACCUCUCUCGCGCACCAACAGGCGACGGCGAGGGCACGUACGCGCUGCGCAGCUUCGACAAGAUCCACACGGACAAGGUGCAGAGCGUCGCAUGGAACACGUCGGGCGCCAACGGCGGCCAGCCGAGCGUGCUGCUCAGUGGCUCGUACGACAAGACGAUGCGCGUCUUUGACACGCGGAGCCCGGACGUCGGCGUCGUGGCGCGCGUGGCGGCCGACGUGGAGGCGGUGCGGUGGAAUCCGUGGCGCGAGCACAACUUUAUGGCCUCGUUCGAGGACGGCCUCGUACAGUCCUUCGACGCACGCAUGCUCUCGUCCGCCGCCUCGCCGCCUGCCGUCACCUCGACGCUCUUCACGCUCUCGGCACACACCGGCGCAUGCACGAGCCUCGACAUCAGCCCACACAUUCCCGGCUGCAUCGUGACUGGCGGCGAUGACCGCACGGUGAAGCUGUGGAGCAUCGCGGAGGAGGGCGAGGCGCAGAAGCCGAAGAGCAUCAGCAUGGUCGCCAGCCGCGAUCUUGAUGCUGGCAAGAUCUUCAGCGCCACCUUCUCGCCCAACGACGCGCUCACGCUGGCCGUGGCGGGCAGCAACGGCACGCUGCGCAUCUGGGAUGCCCUCUCCAACGUCGGCGUGCGCAAAACAUUCGGCGACCGCCUGCGUGCCAUGCCUGCCGAGCUGGCGCCGAGCCUGGACGCAGAGACGCGCGGCGACGGCGUCGUCAUGCUGGCGGAUGAGGGCAGCGAGGCGAGCGAUGACGACGACGAGCCGCUGCCUGCCGACGCGGAGGGAGACGUGGCCAUGGAGGAAUAGAGGCCUUACACUGCGUAGCACGAGAAAGAGAGGGAGAGCGGGGCGGGGCGAGGCAAUGACUUUCGUUGCGUGCUAGAUCGUGACGGGUCUACAUGAGG
This is a messenger RNA of Tilletiopsis washingtonensis, 1880 nucleotides long. Its product is annotated as WD40 repeat-like protein. Lineage: Eukaryota; Fungi; Basidiomycota; Exobasidiomycetes; Entylomatales. Gene Ontology annotation, molecular function: protein binding. The transcript is spliced from 5 exons. Bases 28 to 1782 code for a protein of 584 amino acids. Gene Ontology annotation, biological process: rRNA processing. Gene Ontology annotation, cellular component: nucleus. The record is from RefSeq and is a predicted model, not a curated record.